UUGAGACUCCAUUCUCACCAUGUAUCCAUUAAUUACACUUCGUAUCGUGAUGCAAGAUCCGAGGACCCUACAACGCGAUCGCCCAGAUACUCACUCGCCCGAAUCAUGGGAAUGCUCAAGCCACUGUGGGCUUUCAAUCGAGCAUGCAGCAAUAUCUGACCUCAAACGACAAUGCUACUUUAGAUGCAUAGGCAAGAAGCCUACUUGAUCCCCCUCUUUUCAGUCUCACUGUAAUAGAU
Messenger RNA from Bipolaris maydis ATCC 48331, 239 nucleotides. NCBI's taxonomy places the organism in Eukaryota, Fungi, Ascomycota, Dothideomycetes, Pleosporales, Pleosporaceae. The record is from RefSeq and is a predicted model, not a curated record.